GAUAACGAUAAAAAACGUAUAACUUUUUAAACAUUUUACCUGGAAGUCUUAGAUUUUAAAUUUGGAUAUUGUGUGGGUGYACUCUAAAAAUUACAUUCAACACGAUUAACACACCAAUACGUUCACCCAUUACCUAGAUACUCCACCUUUAUGAUCAUACGGAUAUUAAUAGAAAUCAAUUUAAACAUGAUACACAUUUCAACUGGAUUGAUAAGUUCACUAAUAGUUUUCAUACUGAUAAUGCAAGAAAACGUUUCUCGAAGAAUACCAGAAGGUGCUAUUAAUACAAACAAUGAUUUUGAAUGUCUUACAGACAAUGACUGUUUUGAAAAAAAUAGUUAUUGUGAUAUUAGUUUAAAUUUAUGCUCUCAAUGUAUGAAUUGUAGCAUAUAUUUUAGAACAUCUAAAAAUGGUAUUAUAUGUCCAAAAAAUAUAUCAGAUUGCAGUUCUUGUUUUGAUGGCUAUUUUGAAGAAAUAUUUUUUGGAGGAGAAAUUUAUGAUUUAUGCGUUCCAACAUUUUCAAUGAAUUCUAAUGGUAUAUUACCAACACCGGAAAAAAUUAGUUCAAAUUCAUAUUGGCAAGAUUUUGGAUUUAUUUUUUUAAUACUAAAUAUAUUUUUUAUUUUAUUAAUGUGGACCUAUUUUUAUAAAAGAGUUUGGAAUAUAAAUUCAAAUGGCAUGUCUAUACAAGAUAACAUGGAGAAUCAACCCCCACCUUAUGAAAGUUGCAUGAAAUUGAAUAACUAUGUUACAGAUGACGUCCAAGAGUUUCAUUUGUUUACUGGUGAACAGCCACCAAGAAAUGAAUGGAGACACCAGAAUGCAGUACCAUUUCGUAUACCCGAUGAUUCAUUAGAGAAUAUUAAUUGUAUUGAUGAAACUGAAAAUCUUGAAGAAGUUGACGGUGCUGUUAUUAUGAGGGAAAUUGAAGAACCAGAAUUACAUGAUGAGGAAACAAUGCCAAGUGUAUGGUCUCCCCCACCUCCACUACCUUCAAUAUCAGAGUUAAUGCAUAUAGAGAAUAGUGAUAAUGAUGAACAAACUUGUCAACCUCCAUUGAAACGCAUAAGACUUGUUCAACAAUCAAUUGAUGAAAAAAGUUAUCAAGAUGAAGAUAAUGCUUCGGACAUGUCUCAAGACGAAUAAUUAUAAGUCAACUAUUAGAUGUAUUCACGAGGUUAAAUCUGAAAAUUAGUUUAUAAGUUCAAGUAUGUUAUAAAUUGUAAAAGUAAAUUUAAGUUUCUCAUUUCAAUUAUAG
Diuraphis noxia (Russian wheat aphid) is the source of this 1258-nucleotide messenger RNA. RefSeq lists its product as uncharacterized. The record is from RefSeq and is a predicted model, not a curated record. Lineage: Eukaryota; Metazoa; Arthropoda; Insecta; Hemiptera; Aphididae.